Prunus armeniaca (apricot) is the source of this 714-nucleotide messenger RNA. The record is from the annotation of a GenBank genome assembly. Lineage: Eukaryota; Viridiplantae; Streptophyta; Magnoliopsida; Rosales; Rosaceae.
AUGGACUGCUCGUACGUUCCCCAGGUUAGCAAAGAGGAGGUGAUAGCGAAGCUAAAGGACGACGGAGACUUCGACAGACUCCGCCGCAAGAUCAUUCAAAAGCUCAAGCACAACGAUGAAUUGCGUGAAAAUAUUAUUACAAUUGUGAAGCAAUCGGCAGCGCUUAAUCGUGAAGGUGCCGAGAAUAUGAAACCCAGACAACUUUCUGAUGACAUUUAUCAGGAGGUUGGGGACCAAGUAAUGAGCCACAUAUCUGAUGGUUUGUGGGGUAUAAUCAGAUCAAGUGAUGGCAUGAAAAGUGAAAUCACAGAAACUGUUGAAUCUGUCUACAAUAAAUUAACUAACCCGACAGGGAAAGCUGAGAGUGAAGCUUCCACACGUGAUGUUCCAGUUUGCAAGGAAGCUGACAAUAACUGUUUAGUUGUUGCUGCAGCCAAAGAAAUUGAUUAUACGUUGUCUGGCAAUGAACCAAAAGCACCACCGGGAUUUUCUUUAUCUCAUAAUCAUCUGAUAAACAAUAAUGAUGAGUUACAGCUACCACUGCGUAAUGUAAAAGGAGCCAUGGAAGAACAAAAGGAAAGUUCACACCAGUUACAGGAUAAGCUGAAUGCCGAUGAUAACAGACUUGCGCCUGGAUUUUGUACAGACAUGGAGCACAAGCAGGCAUGUGAUGCUGGUGAUGAGGAUCCUGAUGUGCCUCCUGGUUUUGGUUGA